Molecule: messenger RNA, 3257 nt
Organism: Ostrinia furnacalis (Asian corn borer)
Lineage: Eukaryota; Metazoa; Arthropoda; Insecta; Lepidoptera; Crambidae
Gene: msl-2
Product: male-specific lethal 2
Exons: 4
Coding region: 226-1566 (446 amino acids)
Biological process (GO): protein ubiquitination
Cellular component (GO): MSL complex
Molecular function (GO): ubiquitin protein ligase activity
Source: RefSeq, a predicted model, not a curated record
CGUUAAAUAACGUUAUUUUGACUGUAAUAUCACAGGCUCGAUGCCAGUACUUUAGUAAAAACACCAAAUGUCAUUGGGAAGCUUGACAUUCGUUUUUUUGACACUUUCUUGACAGCUUUUGAUUGACGUUUUGAAGAAACGUUUGCGGCUUUUUGGCUGUGUAAUAUUUUGGUGUAAACAAUUUAUUUACUCGUAAAUGCCUGAGAUAAAAUUCCAAAUAUACUCAUGAAGAUGAAUGCAACCAGUUUAUAUGUAUCAACAUGUCGUUUGAUUAUACUGGCCGACGCAGCAGAUAAGUCUUCUUGGACAGAUCUUUUUCGCUUGGUUCCUUACUUGCGCCAGUCUUUAUCCUGUACAGUCUGCGGUAAUUUAUUGAAGGCACCCUACACUCCCACGGGCUCAGGAUGCCAGCAUCACGUGUGUAAAAAAUGUAAAGGUGGUAGAAAAAAACUCAAGCCUUCUUGUAAUUGGUGCAAAGACUACGAGAAUUACGCUGAAAAUUUGCAGUUACGAAUACUUCUCCAGUGUUACAAGAAGCUAUGUGAAUAUUUUAUGGGUACUAAUGUGUACAAAACGUUACUAGAGGAAGAUGAAGUCGCGGCAGGAGUGAACGGCGGCACAGUGGCCAGCUCGGGCUUGAUCGACUUGAUUCAAGAGGGUGCUGGCUUCUCUGAUGACUACAAAAGCACAGCAGGACUCUCCAAGUCUGCUUACAGUAUAUUGCCAUGUGUGUAUACAAAUUCUGCAUCGACACAGACACAAGGAGCUUCCUCGAGCACUACAGAAACAAGAUCUUCUAGCAAGGACUCUCCAAAUUCUAGAGCUGUAUCAAAUGGCUCACCACUUUAUUCUGUAAUGUAUGCAGGCUCUGGCAAUAAAAUUACAAUAAAAAGAAAAGCAGUAGAUGAUACUGAACCACCUCCUCAGGUUGAACCGCCACCAAGAGAAAGCAAGUCCAGUUCAAGUUUUAAGAAACCGUCAAAUAGAUCUCGUAAUUCGGCAAGCAGUAAACGCAAAGGUUGUCGGUGUGGCAACGCGACAGCUACACCUGGGAAAUUAACUUGCUGUGGUCAAAGAUGCCCAUGCUACGUUGAUAGCAAACCAUGUACUGAAUGUAAAUGUAAAGGAUGCAGAAAUCCACAUAGGCCAGACGGCAUGAAGGUGAGACCACACAUACCUCAGCUGGACACGCUGCAGCUGUCCCUCAACAGUGCUGACAGUUCACCAUCGUGCUCCGGCUCCAUGGACAGUCUUGACGAUACACUAACCAUAGAAGCUAUGGAGGAAUCUCUUAAUUUUAGUGCAGAUCUCAAAUCAUCUAAUAUUAAAGUAUAUUCAAGUCAAUUACAAGAAGUAUCCCCGUCGCUACCAGCUACGAUAAUGAUGGAUGAAGAUUUAGCGGGCUCGCCAGACGACGAGCUAAGUUCGCCGCACGAACACGAAUACGGCCCGUGUUCGCCGCAAGGAUCGCACGACGACGGCGGCUCGUCGCACUCUACAGGACACGACCAAGACCAAGACAACGACGAUCACGACGGCACUAGCGACAUUGAGGUUGACGUAUGACAUCCACUCUCGAGCGCCAGUGACUAGUGGCCGAAGCCCGUUGAACACUUAACAUGUCCGCUGCACUUCUCUCCGUCGAGUGUCCACUCCGCUAGUCACUUGUGUAUUGAACUUGUGUUAGCCAUAAGUUUUAUUGUUUAUUGUGCGGAUAUUGUUUCAUUAUUAAGUUUUGUUAAUAUACUGACUGCGGAAUGUCUAUCUGAAUACUGUAAUGUACUAUAAUUUGAAACCCCAAUGUUACACUUUUGUAUAAAUUUAUAACCUCUACUUAGGAUUAUGAUUUUUAUGUACUUAUUAGCAAUGCAUUCUGUCUUACAAUGUAAGACUAUUAUUUUCUGACAAAGGUUAUAAAUAAAUAAAUCAUUUAAUUGUAAUACAAUUUUAUUCACUCAAGAAUUAAUGAAAUUGUUAUAGUCUUUGUAAUUUUUUACUUACGUCUGUAUUCCUAAUUAUUUUUAAUUCAAACGAAAACUAGUUUUUAUACCUCGUGUUGCGUAGCUGCUAUGCAGUAGGUUUUAAGGUGUAACUUGGAUAUCUUAAAUGAAUUGUCUAAACCAAUUGCAUAUUUUUUAAUAGAACUUGUUUUUUAUGUUCUCAAAACUAACGAAUAUUUUAAAUGUUGCAGUUUAUUUAUUUCUUAGUUUUGUUACUUUGUAGAUCAAUGUAGUUUACAGAAAAAAUAUUAGACUCCGUUAUAUUUUUUAAGUUAUGGGAUGAACUUGGCGAUCAUCAAAUGGACAUGGUUUAGUGAGAAAGGCUGCACUUGUGGGUAUGCGAUAUUGUGUAAGAUGUUAAAUGAUGCCUCAUGUAAUGUAUAAUAAUUUUAUUAUUAGUUUAAUUUAGGCGCCCAGUUUUGUAAAAUAGUUUCUACUAUCAUGAUCAGGUCUUAUAAUGAUAUUUUUAUAACAAGAUUAUUAUUGAAAAAUACGCUAGUUUACCACAGAAAUGUACAUGUAGAUUUGAUCAUAUUAAUUUUAAAAUCAAUUUAUUAUUUUAAGGAAUAUUUUAUCCUCAAAAUACAUGUUGCUUUAACAAUCUAAAAAAUUAAACAAUUAAUUUAUUGAAUACUUAGUGGAUAUUCUAAGCUGAAUUUAGGGCAAAGCCCGAAUACUUAAAAUGCACACUUAAUUUUUUCAAUCAUCAAAUAUGAUUUGAGAAUAUAAUUGAUAUUUAAAAUGUUUUGAUUCUUGAUAUUGAAAUAAUUUUCUAUAAACUCGAUAUGCGUAAAGUGUCUAAUGUGUUUAUUAAUCCUAAAUGUGACUGCUAAAAGUGCAUUCCUAUUUCUGGUUCGAAUACUGUCCUGCAUAAAACUUUCCUCUUAUGUAUGUGACUGUCGAUCUGUUGUAGUAUGUAGUGAAGUCAAAUCGUUAAAUUAUUAUGAUUUUGAAACACUCGACAUUUUGUUUACUAUUGUCGUUAAAACUGGCGAUAAUUAUUUUNAAAUUUUUCAUAAUAAGAAACGGUUCUUAAUGUAACGGAUUUUAACUUCAUACUGGGCUAAGUUAAAUUGACUGUAUAUUUUAAUAGAUUAAUAUUUAAAAAUUUGUAUGAUAGCCAAAUUUGUGUAUUCGAGUGUUUCAGUAUUCCCAUCUUAUUUAUCAAGUGUGUUGUAGAAAUCGUGAUCCAUGCCAGUAAAAAUGUUUUAUAGUAACCUAUUGAAAUAAAUCAUCAGUUUUAUUGUUACAAAGAAA